This is a messenger RNA of Sapajus apella (tufted capuchin), 1206 nucleotides long. RefSeq names its product neurturin (gene NRTN). The transcript is spliced from 3 exons. The record is from RefSeq and is a predicted model, not a curated record. The coding region runs from base 467 to 1060 and encodes 197 amino acids. Gene Ontology annotation, molecular function: growth factor activity; receptor tyrosine kinase binding; glial cell-derived neurotrophic factor receptor binding. Lineage: Eukaryota; Metazoa; Chordata; Mammalia; Primates; Cebidae.
GGCAGGGGUAGGGGCUGGGGCCGGCGCGGCCGCCUCUGACGGGUAGUCGGGCACCCACAGCAGCUGCAGCCGUUCCAGCCUCCUCGCUGUUCCUGGGAUACUGCAUCACACUCGGUCUGGCCUCGGGGCCUUUGCACUGGCUGUGUCCCCUGCCUGUGAUGCCAUUCUCCUCUGCCUGGCCAACUCUUACCUUUGUUCACGUCUGGACCCUGUCAUCGGCUCCUCAGGAAGGCACUCCAGGACCCCCAGAUGGGGGCGGUUCCCCGUGACUCCUGGCACGGAGCCCAACCCCUUCCUUGUUCAAUGGUUCCUUGAGGAAUCAUUCCCAUGUGAUUAUCGAUCAUUUGGCAGGCGUUGUUCAAAGUCAAGGACCCCACUGAGUCCUGGCUCAGCACCCUGCGCCCACUGGUCGCCGGAGGGACAGACCGGGGCGUGCAGCUGACCAUCCCGUGCCCGCAGGCCGAGGAUGCAGCGUUGGAAGGCGGCGGCCUUGGCCUCGGUGCUCUGCAGCUCUGUACUGUCCAUCUGGAUGUGUCGAGAGGGCCUGCUUCUCAGCCACCGCCUCAGACCUGCGCUGGUCCCCCUGCGCCGCCUGCCUCGAACCCUGGACGCCCGGAUCGCCCGCCUGGCCCAGUACCGUGCACUGCUGCAGGGCGCCCCGGAUGCGGUGGAGCUGCGUGAGCUGACGCCCUGGGCAGGGCAGCCCCCUGGUCCGCGCCGCCGGGAGGGGCCCCCGCGGCGGCGCGCGCGUGAGCGGUCGGGGGCGCGGCCGUGCGGGCUGCGCGAGCUGGAGGUACGCGUGAGCGAGCUGGGGCUGGGCUACGCGUCCGACGAGACGGUGCUGUUUCGCUACUGCGCAGGCGCCUGCGAGGAGACCACGCGCGUCUACGAUCUGGGGCUGCAGCGCCUGCGCGAGCGGCGGCGCCUGAGGCGGGAGCGGGUGCGCGCGCAGCCCUGCUGCCGCCCGACGGCCUACGAGAACAAGGUGUCCUUCCUGGACGCGCAGAGCCGCUACCACACGGUGCGCGAGCUGUCAGCGCGCGAGUGCGCCUGCGUGUGACCCUACCUCACCCAGCCGGCGCGAUGGCCACGCCCCCCGCCCCGACGGCACCACCGACCGGCCCAGCGGCAGACUGCGAGUGCGCAGAGCACGUUGGCGCGGCCCCGUGACUCUCGCGAUAACUGUACUGAGAUAAAGUGUGGGAA